Messenger RNA from Leptinotarsa decemlineata (Colorado potato beetle), 1492 nucleotides. RefSeq names its product GPN-loop GTPase 2. The record is from RefSeq and is a predicted model, not a curated record. Gene Ontology annotation, cellular component: cytoplasm. Gene Ontology annotation, molecular function: GTPase activity. Lineage: Eukaryota; Metazoa; Arthropoda; Insecta; Coleoptera; Chrysomelidae.
UUUUUUAUAAAUAAACUGAAGUGAUAAGUGAUUUGUUUUGUAUAAUUAUUAUUGUAUUUAUUCUUGUAGGUGGCGAUUAUUGAUAGUGCCAAAAACAUGAGAAGAGAAAAUAUAUAAAUGAUAUUGUUGAGAUUGCAAUGGAUUUAGUAUCUUCCUUCAAAUAUUUAUCAGUUAAUAAGGAAUCUUCCCAAGUAAAAAGCUUUGCUGCUGUAAUCUGUGGAAAUCAUACAGAAUUCUUUCUCACUCAUUUCCCAAAUUGCAUAAAUUUGGUAAUUACACAGUUGGGAAAAAUUGGAAAUCUAUAUGAAGUUAAAGUGGAUCAACCAGAAAAUGGCUUAAGUAUCUCUGAACCUACUUAUAGUAUCACAACUUUACUGGGAGCAGAAAAUAUUGAUGCUGAAGUUGCUGUAAGAUACCUCACAGAGAAAUUGGGAAUCAGGAAACAUUUAAUACUGUGUUUGAGUCUAAAGGAUUACACUAGAAAUUCUGUUGAUAAAAUUGUUGAGGCCAUUCAGAAGUAUCCCACUCAUUAAAAUUUUACUUAAUAAUGGCUUUGUUGAAGAAAAUAAAGAAAGCAGAAAGUUACUUUGGACAGGUCGUAAUUGGACCGCCAGGUUCUGGAAAAACAACUUAUUGCGGAAAAGUCUAUAAAUUCUAUAAAAACAAACUUAACCGAAAAGUAGAGGUUGUGAAUUUGGACCCUGCUAACGAUAAUAUGAAAUACAGUCCAAAAAUAGAUAUAAUGCAGCUUAUAACUGUUGAAGAUGUUAUGAAGAAUCUGAAUUUGGGACCCAACGGUGCUUUAAUGUACUGCAUGGAAUACUUGGAGGAAAAUUUUGAUUGGCUCCUGAACCAACUGGUUCAGGUAAAGGAUAGUUACCUAAUUUUUGACAUGCCAGGACAAGUUGAACUAUACAGUCAUCAUAACUCAAUUAAAAACAUUUUUCAAAAGUUAGAGAAGCUGAGUUAUCAUCUAUGUGCAGUUCAUUUUGUGGAUUCACAUUAUUGUUCUGACCCUCCUAAGUUCAUUUCCACUUUGCUACUUUCGCUAGCCACAAUGAUGCACGUUGGAUUGCCUCACGUCAAUGUAUUGAGUAAGGCUGACAUAUUGAAGAAGAAUGCUUCCAAACUAGACUUUGGUUUAGAUUUUUACACAGAUGUACUUGAUUUAGAUUAUUUACUGGAAUUACUUGAUGAAGGACCUUUCACCAAGAAAUUCAAGAAGUUGAAUGCAGCCAUGGUUGGAUUAGUGCAAGAUUAUAGUCUAGUGGCUUUCAUCCCGCUAGAUGUCAAAUCUGACAAAAGUUUGUUAGAGCUGAAAAAUGCGAUUGAUAAGGCUAAUGGAUACAUUUAUGGCAGCGGAGAAGAAAGAAGUAUACAAGCAUUACUGUCAUGUGCUGUGGGAGCUAGAACAGAAUCAGAAAGAUUUGAUGCUGAUUACAUGUGACUGCAUGUUUUUAUGGGACAAUAAAUAAAAUCAUUUGGUGAUAGA